Molecule: messenger RNA, 1004 nt
Organism: Capsicum annuum
Lineage: Eukaryota; Viridiplantae; Streptophyta; Magnoliopsida; Solanales; Solanaceae
Product: ferredoxin, root R-B1
Exons: 2
Coding region: 358-810 (150 amino acids)
Biological process (GO): electron transport chain
Cellular component (GO): plastid
Molecular function (GO): 2 iron, 2 sulfur cluster binding; electron transfer activity
Source: RefSeq, a predicted model, not a curated record
GGCCUUAAUCAACCCAGCGUAGGCCGCCAAAACACCUCUAACCUCCAAAUAUCUAAAUUAUAAAUACAAAUAUUUUUAAAUUAAUAUUUCUAUUUUUGGUUUGGUGGGUGAAAAAGUGAAGCCCAUGGGCGUUAAAGUGGGUUUUAGGGUAUUUUCCACUUGCACUAUUUGCCCCCCUCUCUCUCUAUAGCUGCUCAACAUUGCCCUUCUAUUAUAGCAUAAUAUAUAUAUAUAUAUAUUAUGCUGCCAACUUUGCCUUACACUUUCUAUAAAUAGUUUUUUUCAUCUCUGCUCCCUUGACAACUCCGCUGAUUUUCUUGAUUCAUCAUCAAGAAUCACUUGUUAUAUUGGUAAAACAUGUCGACCGCGAGGCUUCCCGCCACUUGCAUGUUCAACGCGGCACCUCAGAGCCAAAGAAAGACUGCAUUUGUUAGAAUGCCAUUUUCACUCGGUUCUGUAAGGAGCAUCUCUAAGUCCUUCGGUUUGAAAGCCGACUCUGGGUUUAAAGUAUCAGCGAACGUUUACAAGGUCAAACUCUUUUGUCCGGAUGGUACCGAACACGAGUUUGAAGCACCUUCCGAUACCUACAUCCUCGAUGCAGCUGAGGACGCUGGAGUCGACCUCCCUUAUUCUUGCAGGGCUGGCGCUUGCUCAACUUGUGCUGGGAAGAUCGAGUCUGGCUCUGUCGAUCAAUCUGAUGGAUCUUUUCUGGACGACAACCAAAUAAACAACGGCUAUGUGCUCACUUGUGUUGCUUACCCAACCUCUGAUUGUGUGAUCCACACACACAAGGAGGGUGAUCUUUACUAGAUAAAAUUCAAUUUCUAGUUAUGCUUGAUGAUGUUGAUCUUGGUCUAAAGUAAAAGAACUAGAUAUUGCUUUUUAUUCCUUCUAGUAUCAGAACUAAAGUGUUCAAUCAAGAACAUGUUUUUGUUUCAUAAAUGCUUAUGUAAUGCAGUCUUUCUUAUAUAUGAAUAUGCUAGUGGCUUUAUAUUUUGCCUAAA